Messenger RNA from Dama dama (fallow deer), 4245 nucleotides. It is a transcript of the gene EPHA10, whose product is annotated as EPH receptor A10. The transcript has 17 exons. The record is from RefSeq and is a predicted model, not a curated record. Gene Ontology annotation, cellular component: neuron projection; plasma membrane. Gene Ontology annotation, biological process: cell surface receptor protein tyrosine kinase signaling pathway; axon guidance; protein phosphorylation. The coding region runs from base 1 to 3027 and encodes 1008 amino acids. Gene Ontology annotation, molecular function: protein binding; transmembrane-ephrin receptor activity; ATP binding. NCBI's taxonomy places the organism in Eukaryota, Metazoa, Chordata, Mammalia, Artiodactyla, Cervidae.
AUGGAGACCGGCGCCUGCCCACAUCCGCUGCGCCUGUUCAUCUGCCUGAUGCCGCUGUGUCUCGCUUUGCUUUUGGGGCCGGGGAGGCCCGGGACCGCCGAGGAAGUCAUCCUCUUGGAUUCCAAAGCUUCCCAAGCUGAGCUGGGCUGGACUGCACUGCCAAGUAAUGGGUGGGAGGAGAUCAGCGGCGUGGACGAGCACGACCGUCCCAUCCGCACAUACCAAGUGUGCCACGUGCUGGAGCCCAACCAGGACAACUGGCUGCAGACCGGCUGGAUCAGCCGCGGGCGCGGGCAGCGCAUCUUCGUGGAGCUGCAGUUCACACUGCGUGACUGCAGCAGCAUCCCCGGAGCCGCGGGCACCUGCAAGGAGACUUUCAAUGUCUACUACCUGGAAACCGAGGCCGAUUUGGGCCGCGGGCGUACCCGCCCAGGGGGCAGCCGGCCCCGCAAGAUCGACACGAUCGCAGCAGACGAGAGCUUCACUCAGGGCGACCUGGGUGAGCGCAAGAUGAAGCUGAACACGGAGGUGCGCGAGAUCGGUCCGCUCAGCCGGCGGGGUUUCCACUUGGCCUUCCAGGACGUGGGCGCAUGCGUGGCUCUAGUCUCUGUGCGCGUCUACUACAAGCAGUGCCGCGCCACGGUGCGGGGCCUGGCGGCGUUCCCAGCCACCGCAGCCGAGAGCGCCUUCUCCACGCUGGUGGAGGUGACCGGAACGUGCGUGGCACACUCAGAAGGGGAGCCCGGCAGCCCCCCGCGCAUGCACUGCGGCGCCGAUGGCGAGUGGCUGGUGCCCGUGGGCCGGUGCAGCUGCAGUGCGGGAUUCCAAGAACGCGGUGACAUCUGUGAAGCCUGUCCCCCAGGGUUUUACAAGGUGUCCCCGAGGCGGCCCUUCUGCUCGCCGUGCCCAGAGCACAGCCGGGCCCUGGAAAACGCGUCUACGUUCUGCGUGUGCCAGGACAGCUACGCACGCUCGCCCACCGACCCGCCCUCGGCGUCCUGCACCCGGCCGCCGUCAGCCCCGCGGGACCUGCAGUACAGCCUGAGCCGCUCGCCGCUGGCGCUGCGGCUGCGCUGGCUGCCGCCGGCCGACUCGGGCGGCCGCUCGGACGUCACGUACUCGCUGCUGUGCCUGCGCUGCGGCCGCGAGGGCCCGGCGGGCGCGUGCGAGCCAUGCGGGCCGCGCGUGGCCUUCGUGCCGCGCCAGGUGGGGCUGCGGGAGCGCGCCGCCACGCUGCUGCACCUGCGGCCCGGCGCGCGCUACACCGUGCGCGUGGCCGCGCUCAACGGCGUGUCUGGCCCGGCGGCCGCCGCGGGAGCCACCUAUGCGCAGGUCACGGUCUCCACCGGGCCCGGGGCGCCCUGGGAGGAGGAUGAGAUCCGCAGGGACCGAGUGGAGCCCCAGAGUGUGUCUCUGUCGUGGCGGGAACCCAUCCCCGCGGGAGCCCCAGGGGCCAACGGCACCGAGUAUGAGAUCAGAUACUUCGAGAAGGGUCAGAGUGAGCAGACUUACUCGACGGUGAAGACAGGGGCACCUGCGGUCACUGUCACCAACCUGAAGCCGGCUACCCGCUACGUCUUUCAGAUCCGGACGGCUUCCCCAGGGCCCUCCUGGGAGACCCAGAGCUUCAACCCCAGCAUUGAAGUGCUGACCCCAGGGGAGGCCACCUCCGGGUCCAAGGACCAGAGCCCCGCGGUCGUCGUCACCGUGGUGACCAUCUCAGCCCUCCUCGUCCUGGGCUCUGUGAUGAGUGUGCUGGCCAUUUGGAGGAGGCCCUGCAGCUAUGGCAAAGGAGGUCGGGACGCCCACGAUGAGGAGGAGCUGUAUUUCCACUUCAAAGUCCCAACUCGUCGCACAUUCGUGGAUCCCCAGAGCUGUGGGGACCCGCUGCAGGCCGUGCAUCUGUUUGCCAAGGAGCUGGAUGCGAAAAGUGUCACGCUGGAGAAGAGCCUUGGAACAGGGCGGUUUGGGGAGUUGUGCUGCGGCUGCCUGCAGCUCCCGGGCCGCCAGGAGCUCCCCGUGGCUGUGCACACACUGAGGGAGGGCUGCUCCGACUCGCAGAGGCUCAGCUUCCUGGCCGAGGCCCUCACCCUGGGCCAGUUCGACCACAGCCACGUGGUACGACUGGAGGGCGUGGUCACCCGAGGAAGCACCUUGAUGAUUGUCACCGAAUACAUGAGCCAUGGGGCCCUGGAUGGCUUCCUCAGGCGGCAUGAGGGCCAGCUGGUGGCCGCACAGCUGAUGGGGCUGCUGCCCGGCCUGGCGUCGGCCAUGAAGUACCUGUCGGAAAUGGGCUACGUCCACCGGGGCCUGGCGGCUCGCCGGGUGCUGGUCAGCAGCGAGCUCGUCUGCAAGAUCUCUGGCUUCGGCCGGGGCCCCCGGGACCGAGCAGAGGCGGUCUACACCACCAUGAGUGGCCGGAGCCCGGCGCUGUGGGCCGCCCCCGAGACGCUUCAGUUUGGCCACUUCAGCUCCGCCAGCGACGUGUGGAGCUUCGGUGUCGUCAUGUGGGAGGUGAUGGCCUUCGGGGAGCGGCCCUACUGGGACAUGUCUGGCCAAGAUGUGAUCAAGGCCGUGGAGGAUGGCUUCCGGCUGCCGCCCCCCAGGAACUGCCCCUCCCCGCUGCACCGGCUGAUGCUUGACUGCUGGCAGAAGGACCCGGGCGAGCGGCCCAGGUUCUCCCAGAUCCACGGCCUCCUGAGCAAGAUGAUGCAGGACCCGGAGCCCCCGAGGUGUGCCGACACCACCGGUGCCAGGCCUCCCACGCCCCUGGCGGACCGUGCCUUCUCCACCUUCCCCUCCUUUGGCUCCGUGGGCGCGUGGCUGGAGGCCCUGGACCUGGGCCGCUACAAAGACAGCUUCGCUGCUGCAGGCUAUGGGAGCCUAGAGGCUGUGGCCGCCAUGACUGCCCAGGACCUGGUGAGCCUGGGCAUCUCGUCGGCGGAACACCGGGAGGACCUCCUCAGCGGGAUUGGUGCUCUGCGGGCCCGGGUGCUCCAGCUGCAGGGCCGGGGGGUGCAGGUGUGAGCAGCCCCACUCUCCCGGCCAGGACCCCAGGGGGGCCCCAGCCCCCAGCCCCACCCAGGACCCCUGCUGGCUGCGUUCCACCUGUGCGGAAGGGAGAGCCCAGAGCUUGAGUGGAGCCGCAGUCUUUCCCACCUCCCUGCCUGUUCUCACUGCCCCCGGUCUGAGCACCUUGGCUGACUCAGCCCCGCCCCCCGCCCCCAUAGAAAAAAGGUUCAAAUCCUGGGGAGGACCUCUGAGAUACAGUGGGAGGAAAUGCAGGGUCGCAGAGACCCAGGUGGGCAGGGGCAGGGAGGAGGACCUAGCUUUAAAUGGCCUGAUUCAUGCCCUUCUGUCUUCUGCACCCACUGGAGUCUGGGGCCCACCCCAAAGGGUGCCACACUUUCCCUCAGAGCAGCAGGCAGCCUGGGUCCCCGAGGGAUGGGCCGCUGUGGGACCUAGCAAGGAUACCCGUCCUCGUGGGCCGUGGCUCUUCAGCUCCCUGUGGUCCAGCUGGGCCCUGUCUGGACCCUGGUCCUGAGACCCAGGCAGGCAGAGGUGGUGCUGAGGGCCCUGAGGACCCCAGACUCAGGAGCUGAUUUCUGCAUCCCCCACCCUUGGGCCGACCAUUCUGGGUGAGGGUCCCGGUGCUCCCCUGAGGUCCCACUAGGCGUCCCCUGCUACUUUGCAUUCCUUUUAUAAACUCACUGGGCAGGACAUCUGGGAGGAACAUGAGGAGAGAGGUUUUCUGCCUGGGACUGCGAGAGCUUUGCUCCCAGCCCUGGGGAUAAUGAAGACGUGACUCUCAGAGGAGCUUCUCUAACGGGCCAGUUCAGUCCUCACUGUACCAGUGGGAAAACCAAGGCUCAGUGAGGAGUCCGGGCCAGAGCUGGGCUUGAGCCCACGGGCCGGACUCCUGAUCCGGAGUGAGGCUAGCUCUGGAGAGACUCCUUGGUCCUCCGUGUGUCACCAACACUCUUCCCUGAGGCAGCCCAGGGGUACUCUGAGGUGACCCCUCUUGCAAGCUUCAUCCCCUGUACCACCCAGCCCCCAUGAAAUGCCUCCUCAUUCUGGGUCCUCUUCUGUGGGGCUUGCGCUGAGGAGUGGUUGCACUGAGCUGACUCCAGAGCUCCUCAUCCAGGAGGGCUUCCUGGAGUUGGGGGUGAUCAUGAGGCCAGGGCUUUCGUAGGACAGAAGGAAGGCGACUGGCCCUGGAUAGGGUCACCCCUGACAUAAACCUGC